Messenger RNA from Labeo rohita (rohu), 1617 nucleotides. Its product is annotated as antigen WC1.1. Gene Ontology annotation, cellular component: membrane. The record is from RefSeq and is a predicted model, not a curated record. NCBI's taxonomy places the organism in Eukaryota, Metazoa, Chordata, Actinopteri, Cypriniformes, Cyprinidae. The annotation marks the transcript as partial. The transcript is spliced from 15 exons.
AGUUUACAGAGAUCAGGUUAACUGAGGGCUGUAAAGGGAAUGUGGAGGUUUUCUACAAUGGAUCCUGGGGUAAUGUGUGUUACAACCAAAUGGACAGAGACACAGCGAGUCUGAUCUGUCAAGAGCUGAACUGUGGAAGAUCUGGCAGUGAACCCACCAAUUCAGAGGGACUGAAGUUUCAUAAUUUGCUUGAUAACCUUAAAUGUCGACGACAUGAUUCCACUAUAUGGCAGUGUCCAUCUUCAGCCUGGGGUCAGUAUGACUGUGAUAAUGAUGUGGCCAAAAUCACUUGCUCCGAGAAGGAGAUUCAUGAGUCUCCUCGGAGUCGUCUAACAUGUUCUACCUCAUCAUCUCCUCACCAGAGACAGUGUUCAAUCUGUGAUGAUCAGUGGGACAUCAGCGAUGCUCAGGUGGUCUGCAGGCAGCUGGGUUGUGGAGCAGCACUGAGGGCUGAUGGGAAUUCAGUCUUUGGUGCUGGUGAAGGUGUUGUGUGGAUGAAAAAAGGUCAGUGCAGAGGGAAUGAGAUUCACCUGUGGGACUGUCCUCUCUCCCUGAAUAACCACACUGACUGCUCGCCCAAGAAGCUUGUUACACUCAACUGCGUAGAUUUGUCAGUGUCCACUACUCCUGCCACAACAACAUCAGCUUCUCCUCCAGUGCGUUCAACAUCAGUUACUCCUCCACAAACUCCUUCAACAGUGUCUCCUCAGCCCUCCGUCCCCCCAGUGCUUGUGAUUGUACUGGUAGUUGUGCUCUUACUGCUCUUAGUGCCACUGCUUAUACUGAUUCAGCAGAACAGAGUGAUGAGGAGAGCUCUCUCUAAGAGGAGACACAGGAUGACGUCUGAGGCCGUUUAUGAGGAGAUUCAGCACAGACACAAUCACUUCACUCAGAGGGGGAGUCUCAUCUCUGAAGAACUGCAUUCUGGGUAUGAAGAUGCUGAUGAGCUUCUCUCAGCAGAAGAGUUCAAGACUGCAUAUUAUGAUGAUGUCACCAAUGACAGUGGCCUAAAAGAAGAGAUGGUGAAGGAAAUCACACCGGGAUACUAUGAUGAUGUCAUCACUGAUGGACUGAAACCAGAUCGUGAGACAGGGAGUCUCAUCUCUGAAGAACUGCAUUCUGGGUAUGAAGAUGCUGAUGAGCUUCUCUCAGCAGAAGAGUUCAAGACUGCAUAUUAUGAUGAUGUCACCAAUGAUAGUGGCCUAAAAGAAGAGAUGGUGAAGGAAAUCACACCGGGAUACUAUGAUGAUGUCAUCACUGAUGGACUGAAACCAGAUCGUGAGACAGAAGACACACCUGAGAGCUAUGAUGAUGUCAUGACGAGCGGACAGAACUCUGAUAUCAAAAAAGUGAACACACCAGAGAAUUAUGAUGAUGUCAUCAUUACUAGACCGAGCACUCAAGGUGUAACAGAGGGAGUUCAGGAGGAGUAUGAUGAUGUGACGAGUGUCAGUGAAGAUGUGAGAAACCUGUUGGAUUAUGAUGAUGUGGAGGAGGAGUCAAACAAAGAUUUUGGCUCAGUGAUCACACCCACUGCCUCAUUUCAACAAAUCUGAACAAUGUUUAUGUGAUACUGUUAUUAAUAUGUCAAAUCUCAGGUUUUUAUAUAUUUCCCCA